Messenger RNA from Talaromyces proteolyticus, 1268 nucleotides. RefSeq lists its product as uncharacterized. The record is from RefSeq and is a predicted model, not a curated record. The coding region runs from base 291 to 1268 and encodes 325 amino acids. The transcript is spliced from 2 exons. Lineage: Eukaryota; Fungi; Ascomycota; Eurotiomycetes; Eurotiales; Trichocomaceae.
CCACAGCCCACUUCCUGUCGUCCAGGCUGGCCUUCCAUGACAUCGAGCCUGUCGUCGGAACACCAUACAGGUUAAAAUUAUGCUCUAAAGACCUUUACAUUCGGCUUCUCUUUGACCAGUUUUCUGUCUUGUGAGGUGCUGAUAGUCGCUCGCAUUGCGAAAUUCUCGCUCUUUAAGUUGGAAACCAUGAAGACCCCCCCUCUCACGAUUUGGUUGCGGCGAUCAUAACCUAGUUUGAUGUGGGUUUCGAAGUCUUUCCUACUAUAACUUUUGGUCACCUAUUCGACAAUAUGAGUUUCCUCAACUCCAUCCUUUCCUCCAUCGAUACAGGAAGGCCAUCCGUGGCACCAGUUCCAGAAACUCGACCGGCUGCUCCUGUGACAUCCAUCACAUCUAAACCAACUCAGAAUAUAGAUUCGAGGAAACCUACGCCGCCGUCAACAGCUCCUAUUCGCCCUAAUAAUAUAUCGGCGGGUACGAAACGUAAAGCUGAAGCAACUUUACGACGACCCGACAAACCACCGCCAUCUUCGACCAAUGCAAUAGCCUCAAGACCUCGCCCGAAGAUUCCUGCCAGCGAUGCCCGCCCUACUACUGCUAAACCUGCCGCACCUGCGCCACCAUCGAAGCCUCCACCAAAGGGCUCCUUUGCGGAUUUAAUGGCAAAGGCGAAAGCAGUGCAGAAAGAAGCGCCGAAGGUCGGCGUUUUGAAACACCAGGCAGCUCUGCCUAAAGAAAAGCUUAGCAAGUCAGAGAAGAAAAAACGCAUAGAGGAGGCUAUGGCUAAGGAGAAAGAGGCAAGACGAUCAGGAAAAAAGUCUAUUUCGGGCUCUACGUCAACAAAGCUCGGUGUUAAAUCCAGUUCCGACAAGUCUGGCGCUGAGACUUCUACAAAGCGACGAGAAGUUGAUGAGAAUACAUACAAAGGGACUUCCCGCCCGACCCAACCUGCCUACAAAGGCACAGCUGGCUUGGCGCCACGGCAUAGAGAAGGCGGCCGUGACCGUCACCGAGCUCCUCGACGUGAUGAAUAUAUGGGGACUGACGAGGAAGAUGAAGGCGAUUACUAUAAUGACUACGACGGUUAUUACUCCGACGAAUCAUCUGAUAUGGAAGCCGGACUGGAGGAUAUGGAGAGAGAGGAAUUCGUAGCGUUGCGAACUGCAGAAAAGGAAGACGCAGAAGACAUGCGACAGGAGACAGAAGCGAAGAAAGCGAAACUUGAGAGGAAGCAGAAAUUGGCUGCUUUGGCGAGAUCACGACGAUAG